UAAAACGAUUUAAGGAGCCAAAGGAAGAAAGGCGUCCCUGGAGGAUAUGGUUUUAUGAUACCUCCAAGCAAGCAAUAGGCUCCCUCUUCAUCCACUUUGCCAACGUUUUCCUGUCGGAUCUCACUGAAGAGGACCCUUGCUCUCUCUACCUUAUUAAUUUCAUCCUGGAUGCCACGCUGGGGAUGCUGCUGAUCUGGCUUGGUGUGAAAGUUGUCUCCUGGAUCGUGCAGCAUAAGAAGUACACGUACUUGGUCUUCGGAGAAUAUG
Molecule: messenger RNA, 267 nt
Organism: Nestor notabilis (Kea)
Lineage: Eukaryota; Metazoa; Chordata; Aves; Psittaciformes; Psittacidae
Product: transmembrane protein 110-like
Exons: 3
Cellular component (GO): membrane
Source: RefSeq, a predicted model, not a curated record